AUGAUAUUUUUCAGGAAAUACAAGCACCAUUUUCUUCCAACUUUGAUUAAAAAUCUUCCGCUCCGAUGUAUAUCCUCAAAUACAACAGCUAAACUACGUGAAGUUGGCCUUUUCACAACUGUCAAACAAGAAGGAAAUUAUGAGACAGGCCAGGUAUGUUAUCUGAUGAUGGAUAAAUGUCAAGAAUACAGUAUUAGAUAG
Messenger RNA from Adineta ricciae, 201 nucleotides. The record is from the annotation of a GenBank genome assembly. Lineage: Eukaryota; Metazoa; Rotifera; Eurotatoria; Adinetida; Adinetidae.